GAAACCAUAAAUAAAACGUAAUAAUCUAAUUUCUUCUGUCUUCACAAUUCGAUUUCGAGAAUCUCAAAACUAAAAGAUGAUGGGAAAGGGGAGCUUUUCGAUAUUCAAGACGAGGAAAGAAAGGACGAGGUGGAAAUUUUUGGGACUUGGAGGGCUAAAGUGGAAGAGAUUGAGUCUUAAGCUGUCGUUUCUCGACAGUUUGAGAUUCAGAAUCAUGUCUAUCAUCGAAGCAAUGGUUUUGGUUUCUAAGCUUGCUUUUUUCUUUCUUUGUUGCGGUUGCAAAUUCUAACAUGUCAGUAUAUUUUUUUUGGGUAAACUGUGAUUCUUUUCUUUUGUAUUCUUAGUUUAUAUAAUGUAAAUUUGAUUCUAAGUAUUUCAAUUGAAUAC
Molecule: messenger RNA, 387 nt
Organism: Brassica rapa (field mustard)
Lineage: Eukaryota; Viridiplantae; Streptophyta; Magnoliopsida; Brassicales; Brassicaceae
Source: RefSeq, a predicted model, not a curated record